Molecule: messenger RNA, 324 nt
Organism: Suillus fuscotomentosus
Lineage: Eukaryota; Fungi; Basidiomycota; Agaricomycetes; Boletales; Suillaceae
Exons: 1
Coding region: 1-324 (107 amino acids)
Source: RefSeq, a predicted model, not a curated record
AUGUACUGUUCCAAACUUCGAAGUCAGCUUGCCAAUCAGGAGUCGAAGAAGCGUGGAGGGAAAGAUAGUGGAAAGAUUCUUGGAGACAGCUUACCACGGUUGUUAUCGGGGGAUGAGUUUUAUGAGCGGGUUGUUGAGUUCGAAGAAGCUCAGAAGAGAGCAGCAACCGAGAAGUGCACCCGAGUGGAAGAACACAAGAGAAGGGCAGAGACUUUGGCAGAGUGGAAGAAACUGGAGGAUGCAAGAAAGGAGGAAAACAAGGCACGGCGGGAUCAUUAUCACAUGGCCAUAGAGGUUUGGCAAGUCGAGAAGGCUCGUGCGUGA